AACAGCUUUUUCCUCAUCCUCAUUCUAGUAACGGCGGAAAUCCUCGUGACUCGUGCAAACAUACUUUGCCAUGUUGCCAUCGAGUUUAGUAUAAGAGUUGCAUUAAGGAUGUGAUUAGUGCCGCUCAGAGAGUUCAUAAUGGCUCUUCAGACCGUCAUUUAUCUCUUAUGGACAGUAACGUUAUGUGUGUGUCAGACUGCAGCAAACACGCAGCCAAACACCAUUAUCAUGCUAAUGGAUGACAUGGGCUGGGGAGAUCUUGGGGUACUUGGGGAGCCCUCUAAGGAAACUCCAAACUUGGAUCUGAUGGCUGCUCAAGGGAUGCUAUUUCCGAACUUCUACACAGCCAAUCCUCUUUGUUCCCCCUCCAGGGCAGCGUUGCUUACCGGUAGACUUCCUGUGCGAAAUGGAUUCUACACCACCAAUGGUCACGCUAGAAACGCAUACACACCACAGGAAAUAGUUGGAGGAAUAUCUCCGAAUGAGAUCCUGCUUCCAGAACUGCUGAAGAAGAAUGCUUAUGUCAGCAAGAUCAUCGGCAAAUGGCACCUUGGUCAUAGAAGUGAACAUCUUCCUCUAAACCAUGGCUUUGAUGAAUGGUUCGGUUCACCCAACUGCCAUUUUGGCCCUUACAAUGACAGCAUACGUCCCAACAUACCCGUCUAUAACAACUCUGAAAUGCAAGGAAGGUAUUACGAGGAGUUUAAAAUCAACUUGAAAACAGGUGAAUCCAACCUCACCCAAAUGUAUUUGAAGGAAGGUCUGGACUUCAUCACUCGGCAGGCAGCAGCAAAGCAGCCUUUCUUUCUCUACUGGGCUCCAGAUGCAACCCAUGCACCUGUCUACGCCUCGAAACUCUUCCUGGGAAAGAGCCAGAGAGGGCGUUAUGGUGACGCAGUGAUGGAGCUGGACCACAGCGUCGGUCAGCUUUUGGCCCGACUGGUCAGUCUUGGUAUCGAUAACAACACUUUGGUGUUCUUCAGCUCAGAUAAUGGGGCAGCGUUGAUGUCCGGACCUAUGGAAAGUGGCAGUAAUGGUCCAUUUCUCUGUGGGAAGGAAACUACAUUUGAAGGUGGCAUGAGAGAACCGACCAUUGCCUGGUGGCCUGGCAAGAUCCCCGCUGGCACAGUGAGCGGUCAGCUGGGCAGCGUGAUGGAUUUUUUUACCACGAGUCUCGCUGUGGCCGGUCUUGUCCCUCCUGAUGAUCGGAUCAUUGAUGGAAUAGAUCUAAGUCCCGCCCUCUUUAACAACUCACUUGUGAACAGGCCCAUCUUCUAUUACCGUGGCAACCAGAUGAUGGCAGUGCGGGUCGGCCAGUACAAAGCUCACUACUGGACUUGGAGCAACUCAUGGGAGGAAUUUAACAAGGGUAUAAACUUCUGCCCUGGUCAGGAGGUGCCUGGCGUCACCACACACACGCAAGAGGAGCACAGCAUGCAGCCAAUCAUCUUCCACCUGGGCCGGGACCCUGGGGAGAGAUAUCCAAUCAGUGUCCUAUCUAAGGAAUACCGGGAUGUCCUCCAGUAUGUCACAGCAAUAGUGAAGCAACAUCAGAAAGAUUUGAUCCCAGGGAUGCCACAGCUCAACAUGUGUGACCUGGCUGUCAUGAAUUGGAGUCCUCCGGGCUGUGAACAGCUGAAUAAAUGUCUCAAAGCACCCGAGUCAAAGCCAUGGAAGUGUGACUGGCCACAUUAAUGUAUACUUUUAAUAAUAUAUAGAUAUUAUAUUUUGCAUAAAGAAAACAAAGUCUUUGUGACUUUUUUUAAGCAUUUUCUCAGGUAUGGGUAUCUUGCAAAAUUAAAUUAAAUAAUAAAUAUUACAUUGCAGUAGUUUGUUGUUUACAGUUUAAAAUUACAAUGAAUUGUGCCUUACAAUAAAUUAUUACCUAUUUCUUGCACAAUGUAAGCGGAAUCAUGUGUAAACAAAUAAAGUAUAAGUAAAUUUAUAAAAAU
Messenger RNA from Paramisgurnus dabryanus, 1952 nucleotides. RefSeq names its product galactosamine (N-acetyl)-6-sulfatase (gene galns). NCBI's taxonomy places the organism in Eukaryota, Metazoa, Chordata, Actinopteri, Cypriniformes, Cobitidae. Gene Ontology annotation, molecular function: N-acetylgalactosamine-6-sulfatase activity; arylsulfatase activity. The record is from RefSeq and is a predicted model, not a curated record.